Messenger RNA from Cuscuta epithymum, 1685 nucleotides. Lineage: Eukaryota; Viridiplantae; Streptophyta; Magnoliopsida; Solanales; Convolvulaceae. The record is from the annotation of a GenBank genome assembly.
AAUCAAACCACGGCUACUAUACAUCUGCCGUUUGCGUAUUAAUAUGGAGCGUCUAUUCCAACAAGACGAUCAUGCCAGGCAGAGAGUUCGUUUUCCCAAUCCAAAUCUCUUCUUCCAGCUUUCUCUUCUUCCCCAAGAUAUCCUUUUCGAAAUUCUUAUUCGACUUGGUGCCAAAUCUCGAGGGAAGCUAUGCUGCGUUUCCAAAUCCUUCCGUUCCAUAAUCACUGGUCCAAGUUUCGUCGAGUUUCACCGGAAUUGGUCCACGGCGGCUGACCGCGGCACAACCAUACUCUUCUCUAUUUCAGCUCCGGUUGAUACUCCUAAAUCUGAUGACUUCACGGACAAAUCCGUGUGGUUCAAGUACUGUUCCCCGCCGGAGGAGUUUUACACCAUAAAUUACAAAUCUCUCGAAGGAAAUCAGCCCCUUGAAGCAAAACGUGUUAGGCACAUGGACAAAGUUGGCAACUUCAGCGAAUUCCGAUACGGGUCUUCCGCGGGAGAUCUGAUAUGUCUCUCCGACUGCCUUGAUGGAGGAAAAGGGGUGAUUUGCAACCUCAGAUCCGGACAACAGACUGCCCUCCUGACAACAACUCCGGAUUGGGCCGUUUAUCAGACCAAUGCUUUCGUGCUCUUGGGAUUCGACAGCUCCUCGGCAACAUACAAAGUUUUGAAAUCGGAAUUUGGUGACCCUACCGUCAAGCACUGGGUGUUGACACUGGGCGUGGAUGCAACCUGGCGGGAGAUCAACUCCUCUGCACAAUUUUACCCUGGUUGCCAUUACAACACUAGUGUUUGCAUAAAUGGUGUUCUCUAUUUCUACAAUGGGAGGCGGACGAAAGCAGCAGUCCGUGACUUUCCCAUUGUGGCAUUCGAUCUCAGAUCGGAGACUUUCCGCCUGAUUGCUCUCCCUCAGGCCAAAAGUGUAAUGGAAGCUAUGGAACAAGGUGAUAUGGCGAAAUCCUCUUUUGUAGAAUUGGACGGACGGUUUACUGUCAUUCGUAUCUUUCAAAACAUGCUUAUUACCUGGAGUUUGGAUAUGGUGGCGAACUCGGCCUCAUGCUGGAAGAAACACCAUUUCCUUCUUCCAUUUGAGCUGCAUGGGCCGUUUCAGGUGGCCGGAAGUAAAACUUUUUGCACUCUUACAACAAUUCCCACCGGGGAAAUAGUGGUUUUAACCCGCACGGGUGAGACAUGUUCUGUUUGGGUACUGUUUGAUAAGUUUGGACCAGAAGGCCUGAUUUGGAAGAAAUUUGGAAUCAACGGACUCGGAGACUUUUCUAAUUAUGGUGUCCAGGCAUUCAAAGCUGUAAUGGUGCAAAAUCUUGCUGAAAAUGUCUUGCACCCUGAAUAGGCCGGACAUAAUGGUCAGUUAGAUGAGUAAAUAUAGUUAUUAUAUAAGCAUUUGUUAUAUACAAUUGAUCACAAUAAUGUUCUUAAAAAUGUAUUCCAUUGCACAAACUUCGGUUACAUGUAGUUAUUUAUUCAUGUCUUAAUUACAAGCGUAGUUUUAUCUUGUUUAGAUUAGAUAGUCAAGAACGCAUGCGUCUAGGUGCAAGGAAAAUGAGUUCACUAUUCGUUGUCGAGACCUAAAUUUUAACAGGCGAUACAAAUUUGUAGUUCUGGUGCAAAAGAAAAAGAGACCUAUUAAAUCUUCAUAAGAAAAAAAUCAGAAUUUGAAAGAUGAG